AUGGCCACAGCUUUUUCUACACCGGCACCUCUCUUGAGGAACAUUCAGGAUCUCAAUCAUCAGGUAUGGAUCCUUCAGGACCAGACCCUGACAGCAGUCCCAAGGAAGCAUAACAUGGUUCCAGCCACUGUUGCCUUAAUUCCAUGCCAACAUCUGAAUACUCUUGACACAGACAAAGGAACACCCAUGUACCUGGGAUUAGAGACGCCAAAUCUCUGUCUUUUCUGUGCAAAGACCAGGGAGCAGCCCAUGCUGCAGCUUGAGGAGAAGGGCAUCAUGGCCCUCUAUCACCACCCUGAGCCCCUGAAGCCCUUUCUCUUCUAUCACAAUGAGAGUGGCAGAACCUCCACCUUCGAAUCCGUGGCAUUCCCUGGCUGGUUCAUUGCUGUCUGCUCCUCAGGAGGCUGUCCACUCUUUCUGACCCAAGAACUGGGGAAAGCCUACACCACAGACUUUGAGUUAACCCUACUGCACUAA
Messenger RNA from Ochotona curzoniae (black-lipped pika), 477 nucleotides. RefSeq names its product interleukin 36 alpha (gene IL36A). The coding region runs from base 1 to 477 and encodes 158 amino acids. Lineage: Eukaryota; Metazoa; Chordata; Mammalia; Lagomorpha; Ochotonidae. The transcript is spliced from 4 exons. Gene Ontology annotation, biological process: positive regulation of gene expression; inflammatory response to antigenic stimulus; cytokine-mediated signaling pathway. The record is from RefSeq and is a predicted model, not a curated record. Gene Ontology annotation, molecular function: interleukin-1 receptor binding; cytokine activity.